CAGUGACAGAUAUGCAUGAUUUCUGCGGAUUGCGGAGAGCGUUCUAUAGAAUGGCAUAGAAUUUAAAGUUCUUUCUAGAAACAUGCUCGAAAUUUUAUUUUUAUAAAGAUAAACAUAAGGCAUUUAAUCGUGAAUAUAACAAAUAAUAACUGAAAAUGUCUAAUGUAUUCGGUUUAAUAGUGUCUGGGCGACUGGUGCAAACUGACUUUACGCCGGUGUCGGAAACGAGCCUGGUGACUACUAUUUUGGACGUGGACUCGAUCAACCACGCCGUAGUAUUUCUGACCGGCACGACUCCGCUACCGGCAGGGACUGUAGCCAUCGUGUAUUGGAGUUGGCCCGACCCCAACGCGCCGCCCAACUGGCAGCCGCUCGGUCACAUUUCUAACGCGAAACCAUCGGCUAUAUUUAAAAUACACAAUCUAAAAAAAUUGCAUGAAUUAUCCAGUGAAAAUAAAUUUAUGAAUGCAUUUGGCCAGCAGCAAAUUUGCCACAACGCUCAGAUUGGUAUCUCAAUAGAACCAGAGGCAAACAUCCAACAUCUAGAGCCAUUACUUACUCAACAAACAAAUACAUACAUAACAUUUGCACAGAAGAUGUUAGAGAACUUAGUGAAUUUUGUGGCAUCAUACUCAGUGACCCAGGAGCAGAUGACUCCGACCCCUGGGGUCUCCUAUAUCCCUCUCAACACGCUACACACCUGGUACCAGAACUUUGAGCGACGGCUGCAGCAGAACCCUAACUUUUGGAAGAACUAGCCAAUGGAUUGCAGUUUUAUUUCCUAAGCAUAAUAUUGCAAUGUGUUUUGUGACAAUAGUGUUAAGUAAAGUCUAUUGCAAGAGUAUGUAAUGAAUAAUUGAAUUAAUUGCUUAUAACUGUACAGAAAGUGAGAGACAUUAAAAGUAAUGCAACAUUAUUUAUUUAAUUAUUAUCACAUUCUUAAAAAAAUUUAAACAAACAAUCACGAACGGCUGACAAAUUUUGUUUUAACACUGAAUGGCAGUGCUGGUUAUUUCUUAAAUAAUAAAAAGAUGCACAGCCAUUUGCUUCAUAAUAUUUGCAUUUAGGAUGUUUAUUGGUAAUAUACUAAAUAGACUGAGG
Molecule: messenger RNA, 1101 nt
Organism: Zerene cesonia (dogface butterfly)
Lineage: Eukaryota; Metazoa; Arthropoda; Insecta; Lepidoptera; Pieridae
Product: protein OPI10 homolog
Exons: 4
Coding region: 156-758 (200 amino acids)
Biological process (GO): protein import into nucleus
Cellular component (GO): nucleus; cytosol
Molecular function (GO): nuclear import signal receptor activity; Hsp70 protein binding
Source: RefSeq, a predicted model, not a curated record